UCGGAGGACAAGUUCAGGAUGCGUGUGAAGCCCCAGGGCCUGGUGGUGACCUCCAGUGCCGUGUGCAGCUCGCCCGACUACCUCCGGGAGCCCAAGUACUACCCCGGCGGCUCCCCCAGCCCCCGGCCCCUGCUCCCUGCUCGGUCCCCUGACUGCCCGCCCAACAAGGCCUUUCCCCGAACCUUCCCCGAGGAUCCCCAUCCACCGCCCCGAGGGGACCCCGGUCCUCGGCGCCCACCGCUCCUCUCCAAGGGGGACGACCUGCUGCCCCCCCGCCCCCCGGUGCCCCCCCGGCCUUUCCCUCACGCCCGCUGCCCUGUGCCUGGCGGGGGGGGCUCUAAGCGCCGCUGGGGCAACGGGCGGGUGAACCUGCACCCAGUGGUGCAGCUGAUCGACAUCAUGAAGGACCUGACGCGACUGUCCCAGGACCUGCAGCACAGCGGGGUCCACCUGGACUGCGGGGGCCUGCGGCUGAGCCGGCCCCCGGCCCCACCCCCCGGCGAUCUCCAAUAUAGUUUCUUCUCCUCACCCAGCCUGGCCAACAGCAUCCGAAGCCCCGAGGAGCGGAGCGCCACCCAUGGCAAGGCUGAGAGACCCGGGCGGGCCCUCUAUGAGGCAGAGCCUGAGCAGCGGGGCAGCCCUGAGCCGGGCCAAGGCACCAGCCCCGGGGCCGCCACUGGCCUCCCCCAAGAACCGGAGCCCGACGCUCCCGACUACUCUGAGCUGGCCGACGCGGACAUCCUCAGCGAGCUGGCCUCCCUCGCCUGCCCCGAGGCCCAGCUGCUGGAGGCCCAGGCCCUGGAGCCCCCAUCCCCGGAGCCCGAGGCCCAGCUGCUGGACCAGCAGCCCCGCUUCCUGGACCCCCAGGUGCUGGAGCCUCUUGGGGAGGCGCUGGAGCUGCCGCCACUCCAGCCCCUGGCCGACCCCCUGGGCCUGCCCGGCCUGGCCCUCCAGGCCCUGGAGACGCUGCCUGAUGCCCUGGAGUCCCAGCUGCUUGAUCCCCAGGGCCUCGACCCUCUGCCCAAGCUGCUUGAGGCCCCGCCCCACCUGGGUCGCGCCCCAGGCCGGUGCCCUGACGACCUUGCGGUGGACCGGCCCUCCCGAGGGCCCCUGGGGCCCGGCCACCUAAACGCCCUGGGACUGAUAAGAAAAUUCUGUGCCCCGCCUAAGGCAGGCCGGGGCAGGAAGGCAGACGCCUGUCCCGAGGGCGCCCACUUGGCCUGUGGACCGGCAGCCGCCCUGGAGGCCGCCCACCCCCAGCUUGUCCCGCUCCUGCCCGGGCCGGGGCUGGGGCCCCCCCCUGGGCCCGCCCGGAAGGGGGGGUCCCGGGCGGGAUUGGUUAAGAUGGCCGUCCCUUUGGCCGGGGGAACAAGACCGCAAGGUAUCCUCCCGAAAGCAGCCAAUGUGGAGGGCAAGGAGCUGGGGGUGCGCGUGUCGGCCGAGCCUACCCCUCUGCUGAAGAUGAAGAACAACGGGCGCAAUGUGGUCGUGGUGUUCCCACCCGGUGAGAUGCCCAUCAUCCUGAAGCGCAAGAGGGGCCGCCCACCCAAGAACCUCCUGCUGGGCCCGGGCAAGCCCAAGGAGCCCACCCCCGAGGUGAAGAAGCGGCGGCGGCGGAAGCAGAAGCUGGCCUCGCCCCAGCCCUCCUACGCAGCCGAUGCCAAUGACAGCAAGGCCGACUACUCAGACGUGCUGGCCAAGCUGGCCUUCCUGAACCGCCAGAGCCAGUGCGCCGGCCGCUGCUCGCCGCCCCGCUGCUGGACCCCCAGCGAGCCCGAGUCCGUGCACCAGGCGCCCGACACCCAGAGCAUCUCCCACUUCCUGCACCGCGUGCAGGGCUUCCGCCGGCGGGGGGGGAAGGCGGGGGGCUUUGGCGGGCGUGGCGGCGGGCACGCCGCCAAGGCUGCCCGCUGCUCCUUCAGCGACUUCUUUGAGGGCAUCGGAAAGAAAAGGGUGGCAGCCCCCGGGGUGGGGGCCAUGGGCUACUGGGCCCCCCAAGAGGGGCGGGUGGAAGGGGGGAAACCCAAGAGGGGAAAAGCGGCACCCUGGACCGCUGGACUUUGCCCUUGGCUCCGGCCGAGCCCCAAGUGGGGCACCUGGGGGCCACCUGCCAGCGCCCUGCCCGCUCAGGGCAGGGGCCUGGCGGCCUUCCCCAGCCGGGGGGCCAAGGCCAGCCGGCGGGGGCCACAGGCCCGGGGUGCCCGGCCGCCCCAGCGCCGGGCCCGGAGGGCCUUCCCAAAGCUGGCACCCCCCUGGCGGGCCCGCCGCCCCCACCGCCCACCCCCGGCGGGCCCUACCCCCUCCUUUCUUUGGGGGCCCUUCCCCCCGGCCAACUCCCAAACAGGUUCCUUUGCCCCGGGCAGCACCCUCCCGGCCCCCCCCAACCGCCCGGCAGGCCACCCCCGGGCCCCCGGCCUGCCUGGGCGGCCUCCUUCCAACAGCCUGGGGGCCCUUUUGGGCCCGGCCCCCCCCUCGUUGGCCGCGCCACACCGUCUCCCCGGCAGGUGCCCAAACAGGCCGCCCGCCGCCCCGCCUUCCCAGCCCUCCCGAAACGUCGGGGGCGGGGCUGGGUGGCCUUUCCGGCGGGGCUCGGGGGCCGGACUGGACCCGGAGGCCUUCAGCCGCCCCGCCCGGCCCGACUCCAUCAAGGCCCACGUGAUCCUGGACAUCUCCCAAACGCCCCGAACCAAGCAGACGGCCGUGUCCCGGGACCUUCUCCGGUCCUCCCGCAGCACCCAGUUCCCCGCAGCCGGCGGGGCCGGGACCAACAGCGAGGCCUCCUCCAGCGAGGGCCAGUCCAGCCUCUCGAGCCUGGAGAAGCUGAUGAUGGACUGGGCAGGGCCCCAGCCCGGCUCAACUGGAACCAGCUUGCUCUUCCAGAGCAGUCGCCCGCCGGGGGAAGGGGACCUGUUAGGCCCACCUGGGCCCCUCCCGGCCUCCUGCCCCGCCCCCCUACCGUCCAAAGCGGCCGCGGCUUACGCCGGGGGCGGGGCCUGCUCGGGGAAGAAGGAGCGUGGCGGUGGGGCCAAGGCCAAGUUCAUCCCCAAGCCGCAGCCCGUCAACCCCCUGUUCCAGGACAGCCCUGACCUGGGCCUGGACUACUACAGCGGGGACAGCAGCAUGUCGCCCCUGCCCGCGUCCGGGGCCCCGGGGUGGGGGAGAGGGACCAUCACACAUGGGCCCUACUCCCAUGAACCUCCACGCCCCCGGCACCCGGGGGGCCCUGCCCCGCCCAGCCUGGGCCCGCCCGGACCCCGGACAGCCCUUUGGCCUGGCCCACCCCGGCCGCGGGCCCCGGCUGCCUUCGGCGCGGGCCUGAAGGCCCUCCCCCAACUGCUUUACGCUGGCCCUUCGGGGCCCGGCCGGCCGCUGCCCGCCCUCGGCCCAAGCCGGCCUCCGGGGCCGGCCUCGCCCAGCGCCCCCCUGAGCUGCGACCGCCCUGCCAGGCCACGCCGCCCGCUGCAAGGGGGCCCCUGGCGCAGGGCCCUGGAGAUGGUGCGGCCGCCCGGGCCCCCCCGCGCUGGCUACGGCUGCCCGCUCCUAAGUGACUUGACCCUGUCGCCUGUGCCAAGGGACUCCAUGCUGCAGUUGCAGGACACAUACAGGUACCCCGGCUUUGUGCCGCAGGGCCACCCGGGCCUGGGGGGUGCCCCGAAGAGCAGCUUCCUGGGGCCCAUGGGGGAGCCGCACCCUGAGGACACUUUCACCGUCACCUCCCUGUAGUGCCAACUGAAGUGCCAACUGGACAAUGAGGUUUUCUAACAGGCUUUCAGAAACCAACGCCAAGAUCCCUCCCGUCAUCCCCAACCUCCCGCAGGAGCAACUCACUUCCUCUGCCUCCUCUCCUGACUGCCCCCCAUCUUGGAAUCCCAAAGCCCCCUCCUCCUUUUCCAUGGCCUACCCUGGACCCUGGGAACCCCCUCCCUCUCCCCCACCCCACCCCCCACGCAGAAGCGGAAGGUGAGCUCUUUCUGCACAAAACCAGCAAUUGUAAAUACUUUUUAAAAAUGUACAAAACAAAACAGAACACAGUUUUAGACAAAAAAAAGACAAAAAAAAGAGCGAGCGAGAGAUUGCGAGAACGAGCGAGAGAUUGCGAGAGCGAGAGAGGCCGAGCAGUGCCCGAGCAGCUCCUCCAGUAUGCACUGAGAAAUUUAUUUACAGGUCGUUAGAGAGAAAGGAACAAUACCCUAUUUAUUGUAUAUACUGUUUUAUUAUAAAUUGUGGAUUGCAUAUUGCACCCUGUA
This is a messenger RNA of Sarcophilus harrisii (Tasmanian devil), 4247 nucleotides long. It is a transcript of the gene AHDC1, whose product is annotated as AT-hook DNA binding motif containing 1. Lineage: Eukaryota; Metazoa; Chordata; Mammalia; Dasyuromorphia; Dasyuridae. The record is from RefSeq and is a predicted model, not a curated record.